Messenger RNA from Colletotrichum orchidophilum, 138 nucleotides. RefSeq lists its product as uncharacterized. NCBI's taxonomy places the organism in Eukaryota, Fungi, Ascomycota, Sordariomycetes, Glomerellales, Glomerellaceae. The record is from RefSeq and is a predicted model, not a curated record. The transcript has a single exon. Bases 1 to 138 code for a protein of 45 amino acids.
AUGAACGUCGUCACCGAUCCUUGCGUUAACUGCGGAUACCCCAGGUGUUCGCGUUGCCGUGUCGAAAGGCUUCACGUUCGGCAACACUUACACCACGACACUUCCCACAACCAACACACCCACCACAACCAUAUAUAA